Funneliformis caledonium is the source of this 289-nucleotide messenger RNA. Lineage: Eukaryota; Fungi; Glomeromycota; Glomeromycetes; Glomerales; Glomeraceae. The record is from the annotation of a GenBank genome assembly.
AUGGACGGUGAAGAAAGUUCAGCGUAUAUUCUUCGACUCGACUCUUCUAAAAAUUUAGCAAAUUCUUCUGAAUCUGCGUCCAUUCCUCAAGAAUCAGGACCUAGUAAUCGACAAACUAAACGUAAAUUAUCAACAGCUCAAGAUAUGCAUAUGGAUAUCAGCAUCCCUGAUGAGAUAACUGAAACCAAAACUACACUUGAGUACGAUAACCAAAAUGAUUUGUGUGAAUCUAUUCCUGGCCUUUAUCGACUACUGGAUUUGUGCAAGGAUGAAGGUUCCAAUGGACUUG